AACAAACCGGUUUUAGUUUCCGGUUUACUCAGCUAAAGCGCAAUUAAAAUCCUCUCUUCUUCUUCUUGCACUCGCCGAAAUUGUGAUUUGUGAUCUAAGAAAGGAAGAUGGAGAGCAUCAGACAAUCUAGCAAGAACUCGAAGAAGACACACGUCUUCUUAUUGGUUGCCCUGAUACUAUUGAGCUCGAUCGAGCGAAUCUCUUCGCUCUCUGUGACGGUUAGCAACGAUGAAUGCGUCCAAGAGUAUGUCCUUUACGAAGGAGACACCGUCUCCGGAAACUUCGUCGUCGUAGACCACGAAAUCUUCUGGGGACCAGACCAUCCCGGUUUGGAUUUCACGGUGACGUCACCUUCUGGGAACAUUGUACAGACGUUAAAGGGGACAUCAGGAGAUAAGUUUGAGUUUAAGGCACCGAAAAGUGGAAUGUACAAGUUUUGUUUCCAUAAUCCUUACUCUGCUCCCGAGACUGUCUCCUUCUAUAUUCACGUUGGUCAUAUCCCCAACGAGCAUGACUUAGCCAAAGACGAACAUUUGGACCCGGUGAAUGUUAAGAUAGCUGAGCUGAGAGAGGCUUUGGAGUCCGUUGUUACUGAGCAAAAGUAUCUGAAAGCACGUGAUACCCGUCACCGUCAUACAAAUGAGAGCACGAGAAAGCGAGUGAUAUUCUACACAGUAGCAGAGUACAUCUUUCUGGCAGCAGCAAGUGGUCUUCAGGUUCUCUACAUCCGCAAGCUCUUCAGCAAGUCUGUUGCAUACAACAGGGUUUGAACAUGUUAGAACUGAUGAAUACAUAAGUGGUAGUUAAUUAAGAACUUAAUAGCUAAGGACCCCUUUUUUUUUGUUUUCGGUUUCUACAGUUUUUCAUUGACUUCAUUUUUGCUCAUGUUUUAUUAACAUGGAGAACUUGAUAAAUCUUAUAUUCUGAUUCAUUAAUCUUACCUCCUCCCGG
This is a messenger RNA of Eruca vesicaria subsp. sativa (arugula), 951 nucleotides long. Lineage: Eukaryota; Viridiplantae; Streptophyta; Magnoliopsida; Brassicales; Brassicaceae. The record is from the annotation of a GenBank genome assembly.